UCCUUCGUUCUACGAAUUCAGAAUUCAAAGCCAUUCAAGGCGGUGACAAACUAGUAGAAAUAACCAGAACUGUUCCCAUUUCAGUGAAGCAUUAGCUUCCACGACCCACCUCCGUCGCGAAUCCAUACGGAUAGCUCUGUCCAUUAACGUUACACGAGCUAAGGUAACGUUGGGAAGAUUUCUGUACUUUCUGUCCAGGAUGGCGGCAAACGAAGGGGACGAAGCUACUGUUUCUCUGGUUGAUGUAUUAGAGGAGGACGAGGAGUUGGAAGAAGAAGCAUCUGCUGUUCUCGCUGGCAGUGACGCGGAGAAAUGUUCCUACCCAGAGGGGUACGUCAAGCGACAGGCUUUGUACGCAUGCAGUACAUGCACACCAAAGGGAGGCGAGCCUGCUGGAAUCUGCCUGGCCUGCUCUUACAAGUGCCACGAGGGUCAUGAAUUGUAUGAGCUUUACACAAAGAGGAAUUUCCGUUGUGACUGUGGAAAUUCAAAAUUUGGGGAUAAGGAAUGCAAACUGUUUCAAGAGAAAGAUGAACUGAACGCUGAUAAUAAGUAUAGCCACAACUUCUUUGGUCUCUACUGCACUUGCAACCGCCCAUACCCAGAUGCUGAGGACCAGGUUGCAGAUGAGAUGAUCCAGUGUGUGGUCUGCGAGGACUGGCUCCAUGGCCGGCACCUGGGCUGUGGGGUGCCAGAGUGUGUGGAGCUGCAGGAGAUGGUGUGCGAGUCCUGCAUGAAGAAAGCCCCCUUCCUAUGGACCUAUGCUGCACACAUUGCAAUUUCUCCUGUGACCAAAGAAGGCGCAUGCAAGUUGGAGGGAGAGGUGAAGGAGGGAGACGACACAGAGGAGAAGAGCAGGGGAGAGACGGCCUCUGGGAGUCCUAAGGAAGAUAAGGCAAAGAUGAACGGGACAGCUGGCUGCAAGAGGAAGCACUCCGAGUCAGAGGGCGGGGCCUCUAGAGACAUGGGGUGUGGUCUCAAAGAGCUGCAAGCUGAGGGGCGGAGCCGUGAGCAGGAGGGGGCUGUCUUCUGGCCCUCCGGCUGGCGUUCCCGCCUUUGCUCCUGCAACAGCUGCAAGAGGACGUUUGAGACGGCGGAGGUGGCCUUCCUGCUGGACGAGUCGGACACGGUGCUGGCGUACGAGACCAAAGGCAAAAGCACGGAGCAGGAGCGCGAGGGGGCGUCAGGGGGCCAGGACCCGCUCAUGUCGGCCUUCAACACUCUCAACCGCGUCCAGCAACUGGAGAUCAUCUACGAGUAUAACGACCUGAAGACGGAGCUGAGGGAUUAUCUGCAGAGGUUCGCAGCAGAAGGAAAGGUUGUGACUCCAGAGGACAUCCGUCAGUUCUUUGAGGAGCAGCAGAGCCGCAAGAGACGGCGGGCCAACGCGGGCCAGUAUUACUGCAGCUGAACCCCGAACAGGACCCAGGACCCAAACCCCAAUCUAGAUCGCACCGCCCCCUCCUCCUCCAGAACCACCUCAAUAACCUGUCCAUGUGUAACCACACCCCCGGACCCCCACCAACAUCUAUUGCUUUGGAGACAAAAAAAAAUGGUUUUGAAUUAAAAGAAAUAGCAGCUAAAAUAUGGAAGAGGUCUUUUUGAGCUUGUCUGUAGGCUGAUUGCUUGUUAUCAGAUGUUUUGGUUCUCCUUUUUGAAAAAGGUCAUUGAAGCUGAUGAGGCCUGUAGUUUAAAUCUGCCAUGCCCCAACAACAUCCCUGAACUAGUCCCCACAGGAGAGUGCAAUAUCUACGGCUGUCAGAAGGGAGAGCGCUUAGUCACCCCACGUAUUGCCCACGAGCGUGUUCACCCAACACCAACACGACAAAACCGGUUAGUGCUAAUCCAUCCCAGUUGCCGUAGCGCCCACGCAUCGCAGGCGCAGCCCACAGUUUCAGAGAAAGGUUUCAUUUGUUCUUCCCGACAUCGGUUGUGUUUCUAGAAAGCAGGCAUCUUGAUUCUAUUUGUCGGUGUCAUCAAGUCCUGGCAGUCGCCCUCUGGGCAGGGGACUCUGGACCGGUGCCUGGUCUUCCCAGACAUCUGGCCCCCGGGCCUGGGCCAGGCUCGCUCCAGAGCCCACUGCUCUGUGUCUUGGCUAGUCCUGUUCCAGGAAAGCACUGGCCUGUUGACGGCCAUCCCCCAUCAUGGAAGUGGAUGUCUGCUCUGAAGCUAAUGAGUUGUUUGUUCUUGUCAGUUUUGUAUUGUUGAGCAUAUUUUCAGUGUUUUUUUUUUUUUUUGUUUCUUCUUCCUGUCCCUUUAUAUUAUAGCAUACCUUUGAAAAAUAAAGACAUUUAUGUGA
Messenger RNA from Alosa sapidissima (American shad), 2299 nucleotides. It is a transcript of the gene ubr7, whose product is annotated as ubiquitin protein ligase E3 component n-recognin 7. NCBI's taxonomy places the organism in Eukaryota, Metazoa, Chordata, Actinopteri, Clupeiformes, Clupeidae. Gene Ontology annotation, cellular component: cytoplasm. The coding region runs from base 200 to 1411 and encodes 403 amino acids. Gene Ontology annotation, molecular function: zinc ion binding; ubiquitin protein ligase activity. The record is from RefSeq and is a predicted model, not a curated record. The transcript is spliced from 12 exons.